Sordaria macrospora k-hell is the source of this 2451-nucleotide messenger RNA. RefSeq lists its product as uncharacterized. Lineage: Eukaryota; Fungi; Ascomycota; Sordariomycetes; Sordariales; Sordariaceae. The record is from RefSeq and is a predicted model, not a curated record.
AUGCCUGUCAAGUUUGCCAUCAGCUCUGGCGCUCUGACCCGGAUACUACUUAUAUUUACUUCGACAAUAUCCCAUAUAUUGCCAACGCCUCCAAUAUUAUCCCGAUGUCCCGCGUUGGAAGCCGCCUUUGCAGACCCCAUCCGCGAGGACAUUGCCAGUUUCACCGGUCUAGAUUGGACAAAGCCGCACCCCAGGAGCCCGCUGCCAGGCUUUACUGCCCAUCUGCGGAUAGCGGACCACGUGCCUUUUCCGCCCGCUGUGAAGGAGGAGAAUGCCAUAAUCGACGUGGCAGCUCUCAACAACGGCAUCCCACCGUCCAUGAGAAAGGCAGAUGGUCUCCCCAAGAGCAUGCAUCCCUCGUGGUUCAUCUGCCAGCACUAUUAUGUCAGUGACCUGCCUGCCGCAGUCUCGGACUUUGCGCACGACUGCUCCUUUUUGCCGAGUCAAUGUCAGAAGGACUUGAAAGCCGACAUGGUUGCGAACUGGGGAGCAUACGCGGACGAGCUGAACGGUACCAUGUGCGGCGGAUGGACCUUUGACACCAUCACGCCAAGCUGCCAAGAGGCCCUGGGAUUUGUGACAGCAGAUGUGCUGGGUUUUGAUGCGUCCUAUCUCGAAGAUGAGGUCGGGGCCAGAGAUGCGACAGUGGAUCAAGUCGGACGCUAUUCAUGGAUGGUUGGCGACGGUUUCCAGGAACCAAGCACAAAGACAACGUACUAUACUGCAGCCAACAGGACCUGUCUGGUCGCUACUGUGUUUGGGUACAGUUCUGGGUAUAAAAGUUCAGUCCAGCCGAGAGUGGAACUUUCAUGUCUUCGAGGCCAGUGGGGGACGACAACGACCCAGGCCAAAGCCACUUCGUCUUCUUCUUCGUUGUCUUCUUCUUCUGCUUCUACCACCUCGACACCGUCGGAUGACUCAUCCUCAACGACAUCGCCGUCUUCCGCUAUCUCUGGGUCUAGUACGGCUGCGUCAUCAUCGUCAUCACUUGUCACUGGCUUUAAACAAAACUACUACUACUUCCCCUGCAUUGCCCUCGUCCACUAUGCAUUUUACAGGUAUGUAUUAACUUGCCAACUAUCUCUUUUUGUGUUUAUACACCUAGUAGUAGGCUUUAGGGUGGCAGCACCUCCAGCCAUCUUCAAGUACAUCAUGAAACAGCCGGUUUGCUACGCCGUCUUGGACGACUACACCCGGACUAACAAUUACGAAAACCCACGGUGUCCGGUCUUUUUGAACGGAGACACAGCCUUCCGAUCAACGCUGGACGUGACAGUCGCCCCGGAGGAUUAUUGGGGUGAGCAUUAUUUCAAUCUGGACAGCGACGGGUUUCCGUCCGACAUCACCGAGGACGGCCACAUUGGCGAGGUCACGAUGCACGCAUCAUAUAAUCAGACACAGCAGGGAACACUACCUCCGGAACACGUCGAGCUGCUUUAUUUACCUUUGCCCCUGCAUCUGCCCACCAUGGUCAAAAACCCGCUGAUCAUCAUGGCCGCUUAUGAAGGCAAUCUGGACCGCUAUCUUCGCUUGCGUCGGCCGCACAUGAUCAUGGGCGAGCACGGCGCCGUUCUUCGCGGGAUAUACCACAACACCACCUUUGCCAAGUGGUGGUCGCUUCAGCCGCGGGAUGGACACAACUCGGGGAAUAUCCGAGCAGCCACCCUCGCGCGUUUUAUCAUGGUCAACGACCUGUCGCACAUGACGGAAAACGAUCCCGAUCCCGAAGCCAACUGCAAUGAGAUUCCCGGCAUGAUCUGGUGGCCACUCGUCCCCGCCGAGAGAACGCUCGAGGUCCUCACCAAACGUCGGCUGGACAUGCACCUCCAAGUAGCCAUGGCCUGCAUCGCCGGAAACUACAAGGAGCUAUGGGAUAAGCUGGCACCGGAGCCAUCCAAGCAGCUGUGGGACAUGGCUACUUCUCAGCGUGAUGCCAGCGUCCGGAACCACUUUGUCGAGUACCUCGAGCGUCGUGCUUCCGAGCUCGGACGAGUGACAGCCGGCAGCCCCCUCCCUCACGGCCUGGUUACGGAGUGCGAGUAUCCUGCGCACGACUGGUGCUGGGAUGCAGCGAGAGUCAUCAAGGAACCGUUUGAUCCCUUUUCACGUUACUCCUUGCGCUUUCUGCCUAGGGAUAUUGUCAUAAAGGAGACGGACGAUCGUUUUGAUAUGGAGAACAUCUAUGGAGCAUUCGAGCAGCCUUGUAUGGCUGGGUGGGAACUCCGUAUGUGCGCGACAGAGGAGACGUUGGCCAAGAUACCGGACGGUGAGGAUGGCUUGAGGUUGUAUGAUGAUUGUAGUGAUGAUGAUGAACAGGGGCCGUCAACCAAGGAAACGGUGGAGACGAAUUCCCUUAAGGUAUCUUCGAAAAAAGCGGAUGACGACAACGUGGAAGCAAGCAGCCAGGAUAACGACGGGAACACUACACCGACCGAUCAUGACCCAUCCUAA